AUGACAGUAUUGUCUGCACAUGCAAACCUGAGUUUCAAAACAGUGUAUAAUUAUCCGUCGCGAAGGUAUUUGAGAGAUGCAGAUAACCCGUUGGAAGUUUACGAUGACGACGAAUUCCGAAAACGUUACCGGCUUAGCAAAGAUUCGGUUGUGCAUAUUUUGCUGCCUUUGUUGACUAACAACAUUAAUGAAAACGAUCGUGGACUACCUUUAACGCCGAUAUUACAAGUGCUAAUUGCCUUGAGAUUUUACGCAACAGGCAAUUUUCAGAUUGUUUGUGGCGACUUGCACAAAAUUUCUCAAUCCGUAGUAUCAAAAACGGGUUUCCAGGUGUAAUUGGAUGUAUUGAUUGCACACACAUUCCAA
Molecule: messenger RNA, 366 nt
Organism: Bombyx mandarina (wild silkworm)
Lineage: Eukaryota; Metazoa; Arthropoda; Insecta; Lepidoptera; Bombycidae
Source: RefSeq, a predicted model, not a curated record